Durusdinium trenchii is the source of this 2573-nucleotide messenger RNA. NCBI's taxonomy places the organism in Eukaryota, Dinophyceae, Suessiales, Symbiodiniaceae. The record is from the annotation of a GenBank genome assembly.
AUGACAGCCGCUCGCUUGAGCGCUGUGUUUCUGCUACUCCACUGCGCCUGCUUUGCUUCGCAUGUGGCCACGCUGAUUAUUCUUUUUACACUCAGCUGGCUGGAUUCUGGAGACUUGGGUUGGCUGAUACAGGCCAUAGGUUUGCUCGCGCUGCAAGUCUCGAUUUCCUUUGUUUGUUCCUGGACGGCCUGGAAGGAACUGAAGAGUCGGCAGUUUCCUUUCAAUCGGCUUUGCCUUUUGCCCCUGCUGCCCUUGCUAGGUCUUGGCCAGCUCAUUCAACCAUGGCUUGCAUGGAAGGAACUUCGAGCUGGUCAAGGUGCCCAGAGUCACGGCCAGAGCGUUCACAGAUACGCACAGCUUCAUAGGGGCAGGGUGAUGCAGACAGCACCUCCGCGCUUCAGUUGCAGCGGUGUGGAAGCAGUAGCGCAAGGUGCAGCCUUCGCUGCCGUUGCUCUUUGUUUGUUAACUGGGGCCCUUUGGACACCGUCUGAGCUGGAUGUGGAGAGCCGCAUGUUGCUGUGGGUUUGUGCUGGGCUUUCCCUACUAUCGGCUUGCUUGGCCUUGGUGGAGAUGGAUAUUUCACUGUCAGACACUGCUGCAGCAACCCUGUCCUCCCGUCCAGGUCGCGCCUUUCCUUUGCACUUUGGACUGCGAGCGAUUGAGGUUCUCUCACGAGUUUGGGUAUGGGCUGUGCUGAUGUCGCUGUUGUCGACUGAGCCGUUGCCCAUUGGAGGCCUGCAUUUGCUGCCCUUACUACUGUUGGUCGACUACCUGCUCACGGCAUUGACAUUUCUCGGUGGACAGGGUGGCCAAGUAGUGUGGCUGUUGGCCUUGGGUGCGAUGGUGGCGAAUCUUGCCGAGGACAGUAAAGAGCUUAGCGGAGCUAAUGGCAGUGAGGCUGCUCCUGCUGCUGAAGUACCAAAGGCAGAAGCAGAAGUGGGCGAACCAAUCGAAGCAAAAGCCACAGAUGCUGGAAACAGUGCAGAAGCAAAAGAUGUGAAAGAAGUGAAGUUUCUGUUACCUGCCAAGGGCAACUUGCCUGAAGCUCCCAUGGCUCCUGCAGACCAUCUCUACGGUGCAUCAGUGGACUUGAAGAAUGCCUAUGCGAAUGGAAGACUUCUGAAGCGUGGACCGAUCUAUGGCUAUAUGUUCCAACCCCGCUGGUGUGUUUUGACCAACUCGCAGCUCAUUAUCUACAAAGACGAGCAUCUCAGUCAACGCCAAAGCGCCGAACGCUUCACAGAGCAGAUGACAGCCACACGCUUCAGCUGUCACGAUGCCCCUGGGGAGGCUGUGAAACAUAAGUCUGAGAAGCCUUACGGAUUUGUUUUCGACUCCGUUCCCCUCGCUGGAAAGGCAAGGAAGCUAUCCUACUUCGAUGCCGAGAAUGAGGAGAUGCUGACGCAAUGGCUGCAAGCUUUCAAGCAGGCCGCUCUACGUCGAAAGGAGGCUGUAACCUUACAUUUCUACGACAUGGUGAUGGGCUCCACUCAAGGCGAAGGCUCCGUGCAGCCCUUGGGCACCGGCAACUUCCACGUGGGCAUCGAAAUCAAUGGUUUUGAAUGGAGCUACGGCUUCAGUGAACUCGGCACAGGCGGUUCAAAACCAAAUGAACAAUGUGUCCUGCAGGUCACACAAGACGCCUGUGGUCUUUGGGCUUCAUGCCCUUCGCUUCACACAAAAGCACCAUUGAAAAGCAAGCAGCAGCAAGAAGCGCAAUGCGUUUGUUGCCUGUAUUUGGGUGACUUUGUCAGUGCUGUCCCAGGUGUUUUUUCGAGCAAGCCGACCCACUGCGUGCCACACAGCUAUCGAGACGCAGUGGAGUUGGGAUACUCGACAUUGAACGAAAGCGAGAUUGAGGAACACAUAUCCAAACUGAAGGACCAAUGGCCUGGCUCUAGCUACGAUCUCCUGAAGAACAACUGUAGCAAUUUCUGCCAUACACUUUGCGAAGCUCUUGGAGUUUCGAUUCCCCCUUGGAUCCUGCGUUUGUCUUCAGCUGAAGUGCUGGGACAAAAUCUGCCUGCAGAGAAGGGCCGUCGCGGGCGUGGGUCUGCCAUCAUCAUUGCUGCGCAGGCUUUGGACCAGUGAUUCUCCAUUAUUUUAGCAUUGAUUCUCGCAUCUUUUUGAAGGUGCUUGGACGAUCCGCUUCUUGGAAGCUGGAGCCGCUGGCCUUGUCAGCGUGAGUAACGAAUUCCCACUCCGAAUCUUCAAAGAAGGUUGCCCGGGGUUUGAGAUAAUGUCCACUCAGAGCAGGCCUUUUUUAACGAGGAACGCUCAGAGUACCUGUAGCUGAAUUCCAAGAUCAUUUUACAGAGUGGUCGCUCUACGCGUGAAUUCCACAGUGUUGGAUGCUUCUGUCAGGAGAACGACUGCUUAGAAAUUGGUCUGGAAGAUGUGAGGGUGUUACAAAGGUGUUGGCAUGGAACCAAAGGUUCAUGCCACUGUGGACCUUGCCAAGUGACCAGAUUUUCAACCAUCCGGCCUUGGAUCGCGAUGACAUGGGUUCACGUCCCAACCAGAUCCCGGAAUGACAUGCCCUAGUAACAAGAAGCUACAAGGAACAAGGUGCG